AUGUGGGACGGUGUGAAACGGUUAGCCCGGAAUCGGAUUUUCAUGUUUCAUUUGGUGGGCGGUGUGUUUCGGUACAUAGGGUUUGGCGGCUAUUAUAUCAACAAAACCAAAUACAUUGAGUCCCAGUUCCGGUACACGAGCUCCGGGGCCAGCUUUAUCACCGGCGCCACGAGCGUACUGCCCAUGGCUGUGGGAAUCUUACUAGGUGGUUUAAUGAUUAAGUAUUUUAAACCCCGACCAUUUCGGCUCGUUGUAUACAUGUUUGUGGUCGAGUGGUUUACCAACGGUGCAUUUUUUGCGGCCAUGUUCAUCGGCUGUCCGCCCCUCACCCUCCCCUCUACUCUCACCAUUAAUAACCAGUUUUUAUUAAGCGCACGAUGUAAUAUGGGAUGCGAUUGCACGACCAGUGUGUUCACCCCUAUAUGCGGGUCAGACAAAUCUACCACAUAUUUUUCACCAUGCUACGCCGGCUGCCAUACAAUAGACAGAGUGGCCAAGAAAGUAUCGGGCUGUUCGUGCAUCAAAGGUAACGGUGGUGUCGGCACAAUA
Messenger RNA from Medioppia subpectinata, 549 nucleotides. The record is from the annotation of a GenBank genome assembly. Lineage: Eukaryota; Metazoa; Arthropoda; Arachnida; Sarcoptiformes; Oppiidae.